Messenger RNA from Rangifer tarandus platyrhynchus (Svalbard reindeer), 6960 nucleotides. NCBI's taxonomy places the organism in Eukaryota, Metazoa, Chordata, Mammalia, Artiodactyla, Cervidae. The record is from the annotation of a GenBank genome assembly.
AUGUGCUGGGGUCCCCGGCUCCCGCUUCCAGCCCCCGCCCUGGCCCUGGCUCUGACCUUCGCUGUGUUGGUGGGACCAGCAUCCACAGCCUCCUUCUUCGGAGAGAACCACCUGGAGGUGCCUGUGGCCACGGCUCUGACCGACAUAGACCUACAGCUGGAGUUUUCCACGGCCCAGCCCGAGGCCUUGCUUCUCCUGGCGGCAGGCCCGGCUGACUACCUACUCCUGCAGCUCUACUCCGGACGCCUGCAGGUCCGACUUCUCCUGGGCCAGGAGGAGGUGAGAGUGCAGACCCCGGCAGAGACGCUGCUGAGCGACUCUGUCCCCCACAUCGUGGAGCUGACCGUGUCAGACAGCUGGGCCUUGCUGUCAGUCGACGGGCUCCUGAAUGCCUCAGCCCCAGUCCAGAGGGCCCCCCUGGAGGUCCCCUAUGGGCUCUUCCUGGGGGGCACGGGGAGCCUUGACCUGCCCUACCUGACGAGAGCCAGCCGACCCCUGCGGGGUUGCCUCCACACAGCCAUCCUCAAUGGCCGCAGCCUCCUCCGGCCGCUGACGGCGGAUGUGCCCGAGGGCUGUGCCGAGGAGUUCUCUGCUGGUGACGACGUGGCCAUGGGCUUCUCUGGGCCCUACUCGCUGGCCGCCUUCCCUGCCUGGGGCACUCGGGACGAAGGCACCCUGGAGCUUACACUCACCACACGGAGCCAGAAGGCGCCCCUGGCCUUCCAGGCCGGGGGCCGGCAGGGGGACUUCAUCUACGUGGACAUAUUUGAGGGCCACCUGCGGGCCGUGGUGGAGAAGGGCCAGGGCACUGUACUGCUCCACAACAGCGUGCCUGUGGCCGAUGGGCAGCCCCACGAAGUCAGCAUCCACGUGGAUGCCCACCGGCUGGAAAUCUCCGUGGACCAGUACCCCACACGGACUUCCAACCGUGGGGUCCUCAGCUACCUGGAGCCACGAGGUAAUCUCCUCCUUGGGGGGCUGGAUGCCGAGGCCUCUCGCCACCUCCAGGAGCACCGCCUGGGCCUGGCUGUCAACGUCUCCCUCCUGGGCUGCAUGGAGGAUCUCAGUGUCAACGGUCAGAGGCAGGGGCUCCGGGAAGCUUUGCUGACCCGCAACAUGGCAGCCGGCUGCAGGCUGGAGGAAGAUGAGUACGAGGAGGAUGCCUACGGCCCAUACGAAGCUUUCUCCACCCUGGCGCCCGAGGUGUGGUCGGCCAUGGAGCUGCCUGAGCCCUGCGUGCCAGAACCGGGGCUGCCUCUGGUCUUUGCCAAUUUCACCCAGCUGCUGACCGUCAGCCCGCUGGUGGUGGCCGAGGGAGGCACAGCCUGGCUGGAGUGGCAGCACGUGCAGCCCACACUAGACCUGAAUGAGGCUGAGCUGCGCAAGUCUCAGGUACUGUUCACCGUGAGCCGUGGGGCCCGCCAUGGCGAGCUGGAGCUGGACAUCCCGGGUGCCCAGGCGCGGAAGAUGUUCACCCUCCUGGACGUGGUGAACCGCAAGGCCCGCUUCGUCCAUGAUGGCUCCGAGGACCUCUCUGACCAGUUGGUGCUCGAGGUGUCAGUGACGACCCGGGGGGCCGUGCCUUCCUGCCUUCGCAGGGGCCAAACAUACAUCCUGCCCAUUCAGGUGAACCCUGUCAAUGACCCACCUCGUGUCAUCUUCCCACACGGCAGCCUCAUGGUGAUCCUGGAACACACUCAGAAGCCUCUGGGGCCGGAGGUCUUCCAGGCCUACGACCCAGACUCUGUAUGCGAGGGCCUCACCUUCCAGCUCCUCGGAGCCCCCGCCGGCCUACCCGUGGAGCGCCGAGACCAGCCUGGGGAGCCAGCAACCGAGUUCUCCUGCCGGGAGCUGGAGGCAGGCAGCCUGGUCUACAUCCAUCGCGGUGGGCCCGCCGUGGACCUGACAUUCCGGGUCAGCGAUGGGCUGCAAGCCAGCCCCCCAGUCACGCUGAAGGUGGUGGCCGUCAGGCCGGCCAUUCAGGUCCUCCACAACACGGGGCUGCGCCUGGCCCAGGGCUCCGCUGCACCUGUCUCGCCCGCCAACCUGUCGGUGCAGACCAAUGCCGUGGGGCAGGAUGUGAGCGUGCUAUUCCGAGUCACUGGGGCCCUGCGGUUGGGAGAGCUGCAGAAGCAGGGGGCAGGCGGGGCGGAGGGCACCGAGUGGAGAUCUACACAGGCCUUCCACCAGCGGGACGUGGAGCAGGGCCGCAUACGGUACCUGAGCACUGACCCCCAGCACCACGCCGAGGACACGGUGGAGAGCGUGGCCCUGGAGGUGCAGGUGGGCCAGGAGGCCCUGAGCAAUCUGACCUUCCCAGUGACGGUGCAGAGGGCCACGGUGCGGCUGCUGCGGCUGGAGCCACUGCACACCCAGAACACCCAGCAGGAGGCCCUCACCACAGCCCACCUGGAGGCCGCCCUGGAGGAGGCAGGCCCCCACCCCACCGCUUUCCUCUAUGAGGUGGUUCAGGCCCCCAGGAAGGGCAACCUUCAGCUCCAUGGCACGCGGCUGUCAGAUGGCCAGAGCUUCACCCAGGAUGACCUGCGGGCCGGCCGGGUGACUUACGGGGCCACAGCUCGUGACUCAGAGGCAGUCGAGGAUGCCUUCCGUUUCCGCGUCACGGCCCAGCCACACUUCUCCCCGCUGUACACCUUCCCCAUCUACAUCGGCGGUGAUCCGGAUGCCCCCGUCCUCACCAACGUCCUCCUCUCGGUGCCCGAGGGCGGGGAGGGCGUCCUCUCUGCUGACCACCUCUUCGUCAAGAGUCUCAACAGUGCCAGCUACCUCUACGAGGUGAUGGAGCGACCCCGCCAUGGCAGGUUGGUGUGGCGGGAUGCACAGGACAAAGCUACCAUGGUGACAUCCUUUACCAACGAGGACCUGCUGCACAGCCGGCUGGUCUACCAGCACGACAACUCGGAGACCACGGAAGAUGACAUCCCCUUUGUGGCUACCCGCCAGGGCGAGGGCAGCAGUGACAUGGCCUGGGAGGAGGUACGGGGUGUCUUCCGUGUGGCCAUCCAGCCCGUGAACGACCACGCUCCUGUGCAGACCAUCAGCCGCGUCUUCCACGUGGCUCGCGGCGGGCAGCGGCUGCUGACCACAGACGACGUGGCCUUCAGCGACGCCGACUCCGGCUUUGCAGAUGCUCAGCUGGUGCUGACCCGCAAGGACCUCCUCUUCGGCAGUAUCGUGGCUGUGGACGAGCCCUCUCGGCCCAUAUACCGCUUUACCCAGGAGGAUCUCAGGAACCGGCGGGUCCUGUUUGUGCACUCAGGGGCUGACCGCGGCUGGAUCCAGCUGCAGGUGUCCGACGGACAGCACCAGGCCACCGCGUUGCUCGAAGUGCAGGCCUCCGAGCCUUACCUCCGUGUGGCCAAUGGCUCCGGCCUGGUGGUCCCUCAAGGAGGCCAGGGUACCAUUGACAUAGCCGUGCUCCCCCUGGACACCAACCUAGAUAUCCGCAGUGGAGAUGAGGUCCACUACCAGGUCACAUCCGGUCCACGCUGGGGGCAGCUGCUCCGGGCUGGCCAGCCAGUCACCAGCUUCACCCAGCAGGACCUGCUGGAGAGAGCCAUUCUCUACAGCCACAACGGCAGCCUCAGCCCCCGUGAUACCCUCGCCUUUUCUGUGGAGGCAGGGCCUGUGCACACGGAAGCCACCCUGCAAGUGACCAUUGCCAUCGAGGGGCCAGUGGCCCCCCUGCACCUGGUCCGGCACAAGAAGAUCUAUGUCUUCCAGGGAGAGGCAGCUGAGAUCAGAAGGGACCUACUGGAGGCAGCCCAGGAGGCAGUGCCGCCGGCGGACAUCGUGUUCUCGGUGAAGACCCCGCCGAGCGCGGGCUACCUGGUGAUGCUGUCCCACGGCGCCGUGGCAGCCGAGCCUCCCAGCCUGGACCCCGUGCACCGUUUCUCCCAGGAGGCAGUGGAUGCGGGCAGGGUCCUGUACCUGCACUCCCGCCCUGAGGUCUGGAGCGACACCUUCUCCCUGGAUGUGUCCUCAGGCCUGGGUGCUCCCCUCGAGGGCGUCCGCGUGGAGCUAGAGGUGCUGCCCGCCGCCAUCCCCCUGGAGGCACAGAACUUCAGUGUCCCGGAGGGCGGUGCCCGCACCCUGGCCCCGCCCCUGCUCCGCGUCACUGGGCCCUACUUCCCCACGCUGCCGGCCCUCCACCUGCAGCUGCUGGAGCCGCCGCGGCAUGGAGCCCUGCAGAGAGAGGAGGGGCCUCAAGACGGGAGCCUCAGCGCCUUUUCCUGGAGAGAGGUGGAACAGCAGCUGAUCCGCUACGUGCAUGAUGGGAGCGAGACGCUGGCAGACAGUUUUGUCCUAGUGGCUAACGCCUCAGAGAUGGACCGCCAGAGCCACCCCGUGGUCUUCACCAUCACCAUCCUGCCUGUCAACGACCAGCCCCCCAUCCUCACCACAAACACAGGCCUGCAGAUGUGGGAGGAGACCACGGUGCCCAUCCCAGCGGAGGCACUUAGGGGCACAGACAGCGACUCCGGACCCGAGGACCUGGUCUACACCCUGGAGCGGCCCAGCAAUGGACGGGUGGUGCUGAGUACAGCGCCGAGCACCGAGAUCCACAGCUUCACCCAGGCCCAGCUCGAUGGCGGACUCGUGCUGUUCUCACACAGAGGAGCCCUGGACGGAGGCUUCCGCUUCAGCCUGUCUGAUGGCGAGCACAGCUCCGCGGGACACUUCUUCCGGGUGACGGCCCAGAAGCAGCUGCUCCUCUCCCUGGAGGGCAGCCGGACGCUGACCGUCUGCCCAGGGUCCGUCCAGCCGCUCAGCAGCCAGAGCCUGAGAGCCAGUUCCAGUGCGGGCACUGACCCCCAACACUUGCUCUACCGGGUGUUGGGGGGCCCCCGGUUUGGCCGGCUCUUCCACACCCAGCAGGGCAGCACCGGGGAAGCCCUGGAGAACUUCACUCAGGCAGAGGUAUAUGCUGGGAACGUUCUGUAUGAGCACGAGAUGCCCUCCGAGCCCUUCUGGGAGGCCCAUGACACCCUGGAGCUCCAGCUGUCCUCACCCCCUGCCCCCGACAUGGUCGCCACCCUUGCCGUGACCGUGACUUUCGAGGCUGCCUGUCCCCAGCACCCCAGCCGCCUCUGGAGGAACAAAGGUCUCUGGGUCUCCGAAGGCCAGAGGGCCGAGAUCACCACUGCGGCCCUCGAUGCCGCCAACCUUCUGGCCAGCGUCCCAUCGCCCCGACGCCUGGAGCAUGACGUGCUCUUCCAGAUCACGCAGUUCCCCACGCGGGGCCAGCUGUUGGUGUCCGAGGAGCCCCUCCAUGCCGGGCGGCCCCACUUCCUGCAGUCUGAGCUGGCCGCAGGGCAGCUGGUGUACGCCCACGGCGGCGGGGGCACCCAGCAGGAUGGCUUCCGCUUCCGCGCCCACCUCCAGGGGCCGGCGGGGGCCCCCGUGGCGGGACCGCAGACCUCAGAGGCCUUCACCAUCACGGUGCGCGAUGUGAAUGAGAGGCCACCACAGCCUCAGGCCUCCGUCCCGCUCCGGCUUACCCGAGGCUCCCGCAGCCCUGUCUCCCGGGCCCAGCUGAGCAUGGUGGACCCAGACUCCGCUCCCGGGGAGAUCGAGUAUGAGGUGCAGCGGGCCCCCCACAACGGCUUCCUGAGCCUGGCGGGGGCCAGCCCGGGGCCGGUGACCCGCUUCACGCAGGCUGACGUGGAUGCAGGACGCCUGGCGUUCGUGGCUAAUGGGAGCAGCGUGGUGGGUGUGUUCCAGCUGAGCGUGUCCGAUGGGGCCAGCCCCCCGCUGCUCAUGUCCCUGGCUGUGGACGUCCUGCCCUCAGCCAUUGAGGUGCAGCUGCGGGCGCCCCUGGAGGUGCCCCAAGCUUUAGGGCGCUCCUCCCUCAGCCGGCAGCAGCUCCGCGUGGUUUCCGAUCGGGAGGAGCCAGACGCAGCCUACCACCUCACCCAGGGGCCCCGGUACGGGCAUCUGCUGGUGGGCGGGCAGCCUGCCACAGCCUUCAGCCAGCUCCAGGUAGACCAGGGAGACGUGGUCUUUGCCUUCACCAACUUCUCCUCCUCUCACGAUCAGUUCAGCAUCCUGGCGCUGGCCAGGGGUGCCAACGCAUCUGCCACGGUGAACGUAACUGUGAGGGCUCUGCUACACGUGUGGACAGGUGGGCCGUGGCCCCAGGGUGCCACCCUGCUCCUGAACCCCACUGUCUUAGAUGCGGGAGAGCUGGCCAACCGCACGGGCAGUGUGCCGCGUUUCCGGCUCUUGGCAGGACCCCGGCACGGCCGCGUGGUUCGAGUGCCCCGAGCCAGGACAGAGCCUCGGGGAGGCCAGCUUGUGGAGCAGUUCACCCAGCAGGACCUUGAGGAUGGUCGGCUGGGACUGGAGGUAGGCAGGCCAGAGGGUAGCUCUCCCAGCCCCACGGGUGAUAGUCUCAUUCUGGAGCUGUGGGCAAGGGGUGUCCCUCCCGCUGUGGCCUCGCUGGACUUUGCCACGGAGCCUUUCAACGCAGCCCGGACCUACAGAGUGGCCCUGCUCAAUCUGCCUGAGGCUGCUCAGACUGAAGCCAGGGAGCCAGAGAGCAGCUCCCCCACGGGCGGGCCAAGCCCAGCGACCUCCAGCCCCGUGCCCCCCAUGGCCAGCGGGGGCUUCCUGGGCUUCCUGGAGGCCAACAUGUUCAGCGUCAUCAUCCCCAUUUGCCUGGUCCUCCUGCUCCUGGCCCUCAUCGUGCCUCUGCUCUUCUACCUCCGCAAACGCAACAAGACAGGCAAGCACAACGUCCAGGUGCUGACCGCCAAGCCCCGAAACGGCCUGGCCAGUGAUGCCGAGACCUUCCGCAAGGUGGAGCCAGGCCAGGCCAUCCCACUGACGGCGGUGCCUGGCCAGGGGCCCCCGCCGGGGGGCCAGCCUGACCCCGAGCUGCUGCAGUUCUGCCGGACAGCCAACCCUGCCCUCAAGAACGGCCAGUACUGGGUGUGA